GCCCCCGCGCCUGCUCCGGGAGGAAGCGGGGCGGCGGCGCCCGAGCGGGGGACACGCCUUUCGCCCGCUCCGUCCCGGGCCCCGCCGCCACCAUGAGCCGGAGGUAGCGGCGCUUUCUCCGCCGCCGCCGCCCGCCCCGCGAUGCCGAACCAGAAGGGCGGCAAGGGCAAGAAGAACAAGCGCGCCAACAGCAGCGGCGACGAGCAGGAGAACGGCGCGGCGGCGGGCGGCGGAGCCGCGGCGGCGGGAACGGCGGCAGGAGGAGGAGGAGGCGGCGGCGGAGCGGCGGGCGGCGGCCCCGGAGCGGCGGGGAGCGGCGGGGCGGGCGGCGGAGCGGGCGGCGGGGCGGCGGCGGGCGGCGCAGCUGCCGGAGACGCCAAGAACGAAGCUCCUUGUGCUACACCACUGAUCUGUAGCUUUGGAAGACCAGUGGACCUGGAGAAGGAUGACUACCAGAAGGUUAUAUGCAACAACGAGCAUUGUCCGUACAGCACCUGGAUGCACCUUCAGUGCUUCUAUGAGUGGGAAAGCAGCAUUCUUGUCCAGUUCAAUUGCAUUGGCAGAGCCAGGAGCUGGAAUGAAAAGCAGUGUCGCCAAAACAUGUGGACAAAGAAGGGAUAUGACCUGGCUUUUCGCUUUUGCUCCUGUCGGUGUGGGCAGGGUCAUCUGAAGAAGGACACUGACUGGUACCAGGUGAAGCGAAUGCAGGAUGAUAAGAAGAAAAAGUCAGUGUUGGAGAAGAGCACAGGACGGUCAAUGGCAGAGUCAGCGGAAGAGGCCAAAAAGGGCAGGCCGGCCAACAAGCCCCAGAAAGGCUUGAGUCAUGACCUCCAACGAAGGCACUCAAUGGACAGGCAGAACUCCCAGGAGAAGGGUGUCAUGGGUGGCAGCUAUACCGUUCGUUCGCCUUGUGUCUCCCCUGGCCAGUCCCCACCCACCGGCUACUCUAUUCUUGCCCCCACACAUUUCAGCGGCCCUCGCUCCUCGCGAUACUUAGGAGAGUUUUUGAAGAACGCUAUUCACCUGGAGCCCCAUAAGAAGAAUGUGGCUGGUGGGGGCAUGUUCAGGAAUGCACAUUUUGAUUAUGGGACAGCUGGUUUGCAAGCACAUAGAUCAGGGCACUUCGAUGCCCCUGUGCAGUUUUUGAGAAGGCUUGAUCUAUCUGAGCUCCUUACUCACAUACCCAGGCAUAAAUUGAAUACUUUCCACGUGCGGAUGGAAGAUGAUGCCCAGGUGGGCCAAGGGGAGGACCUUCGGAAGUUUAUCCUUGCUGCUCUUAGUGCCAGCCACAGGAACGUUGUAAACUGUGCACUAUGCCACAGGGCACUGCCAGUGUUUGAACAGUUUCCGCUGGUGGACGGGACCCUGUUCCUUAGCCCAUCGAGACACGAUGAGAUUGAAUAUGAUGUUCCCUGUCACCUUCAAGGAAGGCUUAUGCACCUCUAUGCUGUUUGCGUAGACUGCUUAGAAGGGGUUCACAAAAUUAUCUGCAUUAAGUGCAAGUCCCGAUGGGAUGGAAGCUGGCAUCAACUGGGAACUAUGUAUACCUACGAUAUUCUGGCAGCAUCUCCCUGUUGUCAGGCUCGACUGAACUGUAAACACUGUGGGAAGCCAGUAAUAGAUGUACGGAUUGGCAUGCAAUAUUUCUCUGAAUACAGCAACGUCCAGCAGUGUCCUCACUGUGGAAAUCUAGACUACCACUUCGUGAAGCCAUUUUCUUCAUUUAAAGUUUUGGAGGCUUAUUGACGAAAGCUUUGCUUUAGUAAUAGCUAUUUUAUGGGUAUUUAAACUUUAUUACAUAUCUUUUAUAGGAUUCAUUCUGUGAUGAAAUUUAGUUUCUUUUCUAACUCAAAGAGCAACAGCUUUGUCUGUGUACAUAUUAAUAUGUAUAUAUACAUGUUGUUAAAACCAGAAUCCUCCUGACAAGAUCUCUGUGAAGGUUGGAGACAAGCCAAUUUAAUGGCCUUUGUAUAUAUCCCGAGCGUGGGGUAAAGUUCAGCUAAAAAUUAUUUGGUUUUAUUUUUUGUAUAAUUGUAAUACGGUUUAUGGGAAGGGUGUGGGAGACACACAGGGCAGAGAAAUAUGUCCAGUUGGAAAGUGGGUAAUUGUGUAGGGUUGUUGUUCCUCCAUCUUGGUGGAAAUCAGAAAUCCUUGGAAAGGUGGAGUAAACUAAGGUAUCGUGACAAGUGAAUGUAAACGUAUGCCAGAAAAUGCAAUCUUUAAUUCCUUUUUUUGGCAUAGUGUCUUCCUGCCAUGUGCGUUUGAUGUGCAUUUGCCCCUACUGAUGGACCAUGCAGCAACAGUGCUGCUUCACUGGGGCUUUCAUGUGCCCAGCCAGGUCAUCUGUUCAUACCAAAACAAGCUGGAGAUCUUGAAGUGCUUUAUUUAAAGGUGUUUCUUCACAGAUAUUUUAGGGAAGGAACAGACUGAGCUGAAUGGAGAUGUGUUUGUAUGUGUCUGCUGGGCCUGAGGCUUUGCUGCCUGUUGUGGGCUGGUGUGACUGGUCUGUGACUGGUGUGGAAGGAGAACCAUGAAGGGGGAUCUGGACCAACAGACCUAUAAGAGCUGAGAGGUACUGAGUACAAAACAUGGCGUCAUUUUUUAAAACAAUUAAUUUCUGCACCUUUGUCUUUUAAAAUUGCAUUAAGUGCAGGGUCUAAGAACUUUGAACCUUUUUGAGGAGGCAAACAUAAUAUUUACUUCCUAUGUGCUUCUGUGCUGUACAUAAUAGACUAUGCAUUAGGCACUGAAUUUCUAUCAGGGCUUGGCCCUUUAGACUCUGCAGUUGUUGCUUCUUGGUUCAUGUUUCUCCCUUGCUUAAAUAAAUUUUUUUAAAUAGGUCAUUAAUUUUUUGCUUAGUUUCUCAAGCCAGUUGAGAUUUAAAGGAGGGUUUUUUGGUUUUGUUUUGGUUUAUUUUUUUUCUUUUUCUCCAUAGUGUAUUUAUGGAGUGUUUACCCAUUCAAGAGGUGUGGGGUUUUGUGUCUGUUUCUGAGACAGGAUUAUUUUUUUUUUCUUCUGAAGUUUUUUUGUUUUCCCAAAUUUAAGAGUCUUUUUUUAAAGAGUGUUGAAAUCAUUAUCUUGAAAGCAGCCCUGACUAUCUGCCACCCCGGUUAAGAAAACAUAAAAGUCAGAAGCCCAAAAAAGUGUUUCACAUGCUGGUCUGAGAAUUAUGCUUUCUGCGCAUAAAACUCAAACUGAAUAUCCUUGUUUCUGUGUGCUUAACAAUGCAAAGUUCACAGUUUUAUUUCCUGACUGUCUUCACUGUAGAAUUAGCUCCUUUUAGCAUUAGCUACCAUUUGAGUAGUACUCAAGCUGCACUGAGGGCUUAUGUUGACACGGAUAACUUGAGUGGUCAUGUCCUUAGAAGCCAGCCAGCUCAUGUUAAUAGUUUUCCGAUCUGGACUGUCUAUCUUGUACAGUUACACUGGUGAUCCGCUGCUGGCCUGAAGGCUGUGGUAGCCUUUGACAUUGGCACUCCUCUCCUUCUAUACUCGCUCUUGUGCUUGGCUUUGGGUCGGGAGCACAUCCUGGGGUAUUGUGCAUUUGUUCCCUGUUCGUGACAGUUCUGGGAAAACCUGUUUCUUUUUAAAAAACAAUUGCAGGAGGGAGCAUAGGAGACUUCUAGUAUUGGUCUGGUAUGGCUAGCACAAAAGUUACACUGAGCUCAGCUGUAGUUGGACCGGCACUGUAACCAUUGUCCACGGCAGCAGGAGCUGGCCUGGGCAUACCUGUAUUGGUAGGUGAUGUCUAGCAGAUAAAACCUCGUUAGCUGUCCAGUGUAGACUUCCCUAAUGGAGAAUAAUCAAAUUAGAAUUUGAGUUAACUCCUUAAGGAGGAUGAG
Cuculus canorus (common cuckoo) is the source of this 3841-nucleotide messenger RNA. It is a transcript of the gene HECA, whose product is annotated as hdc homolog, cell cycle regulator. Lineage: Eukaryota; Metazoa; Chordata; Aves; Cuculiformes; Cuculidae. The record is from RefSeq and is a predicted model, not a curated record. The coding region runs from base 142 to 1746 and encodes 534 amino acids. The transcript has 4 exons.